This is a messenger RNA of Pocillopora damicornis (cauliflower coral), 1812 nucleotides long. RefSeq lists its product as uncharacterized. NCBI's taxonomy places the organism in Eukaryota, Metazoa, Cnidaria, Anthozoa, Scleractinia, Pocilloporidae. The record is from RefSeq and is a predicted model, not a curated record.
GAAGGGGGCAUUUCACAGCGCCUUCCGGUUCUCCUACGUACAAAACAUUAUGUUUGUACAACUUAAAGCCCUAAUCAUUAUAGUUUUAAGUUCCAUGGCUACAAUGUUAGUUUGCGAUGUGAGUGCAGUUGGAACUGAUACGGAGAGAAGAUGUAAGAAGCUUUUAUGUCCUGCUGCAGAGGAUACCAGUUGUGGCAACAUCCACUGUUUCAUGAAUGAUUCUACAGUCACGUUUGAGGUUCAUAAUUUCAAACUGGGAAAAAGUUAUGUAGGAUUCUUAAUAAUAUACAAUCAAACACUGUGCAAAGUUUCCACUCUGCAAAAAAUUGAAAAUACCGCGAAACUGAUCAACGACACUGUCCCGAAGUACUGUAACAAGACUCUGUGGCAAAAGAUUAACUUAACAUAUGGAAACUCGAGUAGAUUUGGAGUCCAACUUAAGGAUGGGAUUGAUGGCAUCUUCGUGUUUAGCAUAGGGAAAGUUUCGUUGACAGCCUUCAUGUGCUUGGGAUGGGAAGACUACAGGCAACGCUACGAUAUUCGCGCAUGCUACGAAAACGAAAACUUCCCGAGCAUCUCACCAACAAAUCCUGUAAACCGAAAAACAGCAGAAACAUAUCGCCCUCUGACAUAUUGUGUGGUAGUGACAUUUUUGCUGCUGGAAGUCUUGGUGUGUGCGGUAAUAUAUCUUUGUCUGAAGAGAAAACGCGGGCGCACGAAAGAAGAAGAAGAAAACACCGCGGGUAAUCCCAUCUACCAGCGAGGUGUGCAGGUUUUGGACCUUGAGCCAAGUGACGCAUUAAACGCAACUCAAGACUCGUACCAGCCUCUUGUCGAAAACACAAGGGAACCUGGAGUGAGUGAGGACUAUCGAAGUCUUGAGAACGAAGAAGGAUGUGAUGAGAGGAAUACCGUUUUUGUAGACCAAACAGGCUACGAAGGUCUUGCUCGGAGCCAGACACACAAAUACCAAAGCUUAGCCAAGGACAAGGCAUGCAAAACGGAUCAAAGAAAAUCCGAUGACAUCGACCCCAAAAACUCGAGAAAGUCUAACACAAGUCGUUCAGAAACUGAUCAACGUUUUCCAGUUACUUUCCAGUCCAAAGGAGACCCUCUCGAUUCGCUGCGAAAUGUGAUCAAAUCAGCAAUUCCACUUCGACCUCACACAUCCUCCUUCUCCCCUAAUAACCACCAAGAAGGCGAUUCAACUCCUUUCGAUCAGUCUACAAAUGCGCCAUUGUACUAUCUCUUAGAGAGCCCAGGGAACACCGCUGGAAAGGGACCUGCCUGCACCGACACGUACCCAAAAGAAUCCAACUUGGUUCCUCUGCAAAUGCGAGGCGUUAUCGAAGAACUUAAGGCUGGCACUACCUGCAGGAGUGUCGAGUUUGACAGCACGAAAGAGGAGCCAAUGUAUCACGUCCUCGAGGGGCCAAAUCCUACACCAGACCGCAUGCGUAAUGUCAUUGAGGAGCUAAAAAGUCUCAACAAAGCUGGCCAAAGAAGAGAAUCGUCAAAUGAAUGUAACACAGCUCGUCCAGAUAAUGUCUUUGUAGACCCAAGAGACUCAGAAGAUGAAAAUGAAGGGUACAAAGAUCCGUAGCGAGCUUUUCUACACAACGUAAGAGCAAAUGAAAGGCCAACGCUCAAAACGACGGCCAAUUUACAUCACCAACUCAGUUAAUAAAACCAAAUCAUCAUGUUAUACCCCAGAGCUACUCAGCAAUACAGUUUCUCCAGAAACUAACCCCGUUUUCUGGAGUUCAAGUGGAGAUUUUCCAUCACAACACCUCUCGAAAGCAAGAGCUACGU